Messenger RNA from Protopolystoma xenopodis, 162 nucleotides. Lineage: Eukaryota; Metazoa; Platyhelminthes; Monogenea; Polystomatidea; Polystomatidae. The record is from the annotation of a GenBank genome assembly.
AUGCUUCAUGGGCCGACUCAAGGCUUCGGGGUCCGUCUUCUGACUCGAGGCAGCUUCCUCAUGGUCCAUGGUACCAUGGCAGAUGAUCUCCGAAGUCGACUGAGGGCUGGUCUGUCAGGCGGAUUUGCCGUGAAUCUCAGCAUUUUGCAAGAGCUCACCUGA